Messenger RNA from Nezara viridula (southern green stink bug), 2221 nucleotides. The record is from the annotation of a GenBank genome assembly. NCBI's taxonomy places the organism in Eukaryota, Metazoa, Arthropoda, Insecta, Hemiptera, Pentatomidae.
CGUCUUUUCGAUCUGGUUGUUGGAGUUCGCCAUUUUGUGACUCGGUCGUGUGUUGAGUGCUGGGUUUCUUUAGCAAUUAGCUGAUUGUUACUCGCUUAAAAGUCAUAUUAUAAUAAGCCGAAGAUGGGUCAGGCAGGCCUUAAUGAUGAAGGAUGUGUGGUUAAAGUUAGGGGUCUCCCAUGGUCUACAACCGAAGAAGACAUAGUUAAAUUUUUUUCUGAAUGCAACAUCAGAAAUGGAAAAAAAGGUGUCCAAAUGACUCUCUCUCGUGAAGGCCGUCCAAGUGGUGAGGCUUACAUUGAAAUGGAAACUCCAGAAGAUGUUGAACUGGCAUGCAAAAGAGAUAGAGAUUAUAUGGGUCACAGAUACAUUGAAGUUUUUAAGGCCAAUAAGUCAGAAAUGGAAUGGGUUGUGGAACGUUGUGGCCACAAUAUGGAGCUGAGUAGGGACGAUGCUUGUGUCCGUCUUCGUGGUCUACCAUUUGAUUGCACAAUUGAUGAGAUUAUAAAUUUCUUUUCCGGGCUGGAGAUAGUUGGGAACGGGAUAAUUCUGGCGACCGACAACUCUGGGCGAACGACAGGGGAGGCGUACGUUCAGUUUGUUAACAAAGAGACGGCAGAGCAAGCUCUGCUCAAACACAAGGAAAAAAUAGGACACAGGUACAUCGAGAUUUUCCGAAGCAGCAUAGCUGAAGCUAAGCUGGCAGCUGGACCCAAGAUGCGAAGUGGUUUCUCUAUGAAUCAGAGACACGCUCCUUAUGACAGAGGCGACAGAUUCGGAGGAAUGAAUCGCUAUAGCCAAAUGGGCGGAGGUGGCCGUAGCAGCCAGAGAAGUUUUAGAGGUAUUGGCAGGCAGGGAGGCAGUUUCAGCGACUUCGAUGAUGAUCCAUGGGAAGAUCAGCCAAGGGUUAGGCCUUGGGAAGACUCACGUUCAAGGAGAGGCGGCCCAUGGGAAGACUCACGAAGAGGAGGGCAAUGGGAAAGCAGAGGUGGUUUCAGUGACUACGACGACGGCCCAUGGGAAGGAGGUCCAGGUGGCGGACCCUGGGACAGCAGUGGACCUGGAUUGGGACCUAGGGGAGGCAUCAAACCAUUGCUGCCAAGCUUGGGACCCCCAGACAGGGGCUUCGGCAGUGGAGGCAACGGCUGGCAGCCACCGACUCACUGUGUUCACAUGAGGGGUCUACCUUUCAGAGCCACCCAGGCAGACAUUGCGGAGUUUUUCAGACCUAUCAUUCCUGUUAGCAUUAGGAUCCUUUAUGACAAUUCAGGCCGUCCAUCGGGAGAAGCUGAUGUGGAAUUUAGCUGCCAUGAUGAUGCCGUCAAAGCCAUGACUAAGGAUAAGAGCCAUAUGCAGCAUAGGUACAUCGAACUUUUCAUGGACUCCACACCAGGUGGUGGUGAUAGAUUUGGAGGAAAUGGUUUUAGCAGUAGAGGUAGAGCAGGUAUGGCUGGAGGAGGCUUUUCAAGGAGAUACUAAAUUGUAAUUAAGCCAUCUUUCUUAGAAACAAGUCAUUUUACUGUCAUCACCAUUGCUAUGUGUAUUAUCUUCAGUAACAUAUUGAAUAAAUAUAGUCUUUUUGCCCCUUUAAUUAUGGCUUUUGAUAAUACAGAAACCUAGAUAAGAAUAAAAAUUUGUCUCCCUAUUUAGUUUUUGUUUUCUUUGCCAUAUUUUUUUUUUCCUUUUAAAAGGGAAGUUUCUUAUAACAGUUGUUUUAAGAGGUAAUUAAGUAAUUCAUUAAACAUAUGUUUACUUACUUUUUCUUUAUUUUUAUAAUUCUUUAUUGAUAUUUAAAAUGUAAUUGUCAGUUUUCUGCUGCAUUACUCAAGCAGUUUAAUAAUUCUGCUAUACAUUUGGUAUAAGUAAUAAAAACUUUAAUUUUUAUGUUUAAUAGCAAAACCUAUGUAUGUAUGUAGAUUAGGUUUAUCAUAAGUAAAUUUAUGCUCAAGUAUUGUAUGUGUUACUUUUUUGCAAGAAAUAUAGGGUAGUAAAUUUGAAUAACAGCAUUAUCUUUUUUUAAUUAAUAUAAAAAUUGUAAUAUUUUUACUAAUUCACUGUUUUUAUCCACUUUAAUGUUCAUUCGUGUACUAUAUCAGACAUUAUUAAAUUGUUAUGUAACAGACUUAUUCUUUUUCUAAUUUAUUUUUCUUUUGGUCUUAUACAAAAAGGUGUGUGAUUUUAAAUUUUUAAUAAAGUUACAUUUUGCACAUCUAUUGAUUGG